Messenger RNA from Spathaspora passalidarum NRRL Y-27907, 1160 nucleotides. RefSeq lists its product as uncharacterized. The transcript has a single exon. The annotation marks the transcript as partial. The record is from RefSeq and is a predicted model, not a curated record. Lineage: Eukaryota; Fungi; Ascomycota; Pichiomycetes; Serinales; Debaryomycetaceae.
UACCUUGAUUCCAAUCUAAAACUUGAAUGGAAUAAAGUAUUUCAAUCGGAGAACUUUGGUUCCUUCAACAUUUGAUCUUUUGAAUCUGCUUGAACCGCUUUGCAAUCAUUGCAACCAUUCCGAAAUGAACGAUCCCUUUCUUGACUUCAAUCAAGAAUGUUUUCAAAUCAAUCAAUUGCAGUUUAAUUUACCAAUUCAACAGUUGGAAUCUUGUCCUUAUUGCUUUGAGAUUUUUGACAAUUGCAAGACAAUGAAAGAUCAUUGUAUUCAAAUUCAUGAAACAGACUAUAUGUACAUUUGUAUCUACUGUCAAAAGCCUAGCAAAAGAAAAUCUGAUUAUAACCGCCAUAUAAGAAGUAUACAUUAUAAGACGAAAGAGUUCAUCUGCUGUGGACACCUACCGGAUGGUAGGUUAUUUGGAUGUAUGAAAAGCUUUAGCCGCAAGGAUCAUUUAUUGAGUCAUCAGAGAAGAAAGGGUGCUGGAGAAUGUAGUUUUGGCUUACAAGAAUAGACAUUUAGGGCUGAUAUAAAUAUUGUAUCCAUAUUAUAUAUUCUAUUUAUUGGAUUGGUAUUCUAAUUAAAGUUAUUUAUGAGUAGAAAUAUAAUUGUAAGUCAAUCUUGCAGGGUAUUAGUGACUAUAGGGAAUCAGAUAUUUCUCCUCCUAUCAAUUAAGCAAAUUUUGUAAUUGGAUACAUAAAAAAUAGAUUGGCUACGAUAAGUACAGAGAUUGCAUAAUUGGUUUAUGUUACUUUAACACCUCGGUAUUCCGACACGGCCGUGAAAACAGUGUGGUGUUUUUUUUUCUGUUUAUAAUUGGAGUUGAUUUAUUUCUUUACUGAUUUUUAGAUGACUAUAAUAAAAAAAAAGAAAUUACGUCAGAGCCUCAGCCUUGCCUUGAUUACCAUGUGGUCUUUGUUUAAUGCUUUUGCAAUAACCUCGAAAUUAAAAAAACCUCUAAUACCUGUUAAAAGUUAAAUUAUAGCUAGAUUGUGGCUCUGCAACGUGUAUAAAAAGGUUUGGCUCGUUAAGUUGAAUAAUUGAAUUACAUUGUAUUUGAACGAGGCAGAAAAGGCGUAUAAAAACCUCAGAUUAAAUUAUUUAGGGCGUAGAAUAUAUAUUUUUUAGGCCAUAGGUGAGGAAUAUCAAAUAUAUAUGUAAUC